Molecule: messenger RNA, 1886 nt
Organism: Monopterus albus (swamp eel)
Lineage: Eukaryota; Metazoa; Chordata; Actinopteri; Synbranchiformes; Synbranchidae
Gene: capslb
Product: calcyphosine-like b
Exons: 5
Coding region: 99-725 (208 amino acids)
Molecular function (GO): calcium ion binding
Source: RefSeq, a predicted model, not a curated record
AUGGUAACCGCGGAUUGUUUGGGGAAGGGCAUCCUCGGUGUCAAACGUCCAGCGGAGGAGAGGAACAUCCAGGCAUCUGUGCGCGAAGAGCAGUCGAGAUGGCGGGGACGGCGAGACAUGACCGAGAGAUGGCGAUGAACGCUAAACGGCAGCUGUCUGAGUGCUCGGACCCGGUGGAGAAACUCCGACUGCAGUGUCUGGCCAGAGGCUCGUCUGGGAUCAAAGGUCUGGGCAGAACCUUCAAAAUAAUGGACGAUGACAGCAGCCGCUCGCUGGACUUCAAGGAGUUCCUGAAGGGCCUGAACGACUACGGGGUCAUGAUGGAGAAGCAGGAGGCCACGGCCAUCUUUGACAUCUUUGACAGGGACGGGAGUGGGACCAUCGACUUCGAGGAGUUCCUCAUCACUCUGAGGCCACCGAUGUCUCAGGCCAGGAAGGAGGUGGUCAUGCAGGCGUUUCGGAAGCUGGAUAAGACGGGUGAUGGGGUGAUCACCAUCGAGGACCUGAAGGGGGUUUAUAACGCCAAGUGCCACCCCAAAUAUCAGAACGGGGAGUGGACAGAGGAGCAGGUGUUCAGGGCGUUCCUGGACAGCUUUGACUCUCCCUACGACAAAGAUGGACAGGUGACCAAAGAGGAGUUUGACAACUAUUACAGUGGAGUCAGCGCCUCCAUCGACAGCGACGUCUACUUUAUUCUAAUGAUGAGAAACGCCUGGAAGCUCUGAACCAAGCGAAGGACACGAACUCCAGACUGUCAUUAAUCAUGCUGAAGAAAUGUAACGUGAGCUCACACCUGUGAUCAGGACGCUUCUGUGACUAAUUACCACAAUGAUAACACCUGUAGCUGUGUGUACUUUCUACUGUGGGUUUACAAGUUACAACUGGUUUCAUUCCAGAUCAGUGAGUGACUUUGGUCCAUUUGGCUGUUUUUAGAAGUAGAACAUUAUCUGAUGUCUGUCGUCCUGUUGGGUGUAGAUGGUCAUAAGGAAACAGCUUUAAUUCUCUUUUCUCUACUUUAUUGUACAUUGCUUUGAUUAAAUAAAACACUGAUUAAAUAGUGUGUGUUAACAGGUACAAUCAACACCAUAAGAGACAUACAGUGGGUUAGCAGGCGUCAGUCUGACUGAAAUGUUACAGAGAAAACACAUUCUGGGUUUUUAUUCAGCCACUGCUACAAGGAAGCUCGAGGUGUAUGUUGUGUCAGGUACUGAAGAAGCAGCUUUGUAUUUGUCGUCUCAACUCCACUGAGACCACAAACAGAGACACUUGGGCAGGGCGCCACAGCAACACAUCCACAGCUGUUCUGCAGCAAACACUGGGGCAGUGUGGGCUGGGUAACGGCAAGAAGAGCCUGUGAACACCAACAGGGUUGGUGCACAGGAGCUGGGAUAGCAGCAGCAGACCUCAGCGGUGUUUCUGUAUGUUUGAGUCCACUGAGGAGUUGUAGGCGAUGCUUGUACAGACAGGUGACAGAGUACACAGGACACAGUGUGGCUCCUGCUGUGGUUCCAGGAGCUGUUUAGGAUGUUCCUGAGCUCAUUCAGGUGGUGGCUGUGGUUCUUGGUGGAGGACCUAGUGGUCACCCAGGAGAUUCUGGAGGCUGCUUUAGAGCCAACAGGGGCUCAUGUUGGGGACUGAGGAGGUUCCAGGGACUGGUCCGACACUUCAGGUGGCCGCUGAGGAGGUUCCAGUUGAGAUGUGAGCAGUCCUUUAGCUGGUUCUGGUGGUCAGUAAAGGGGUUCUGUGAUCCUGUAGGUUGCUGGUGUGGUCACUGAGGAACUUCUAUAUGUCCUUAGGGUGUUUCAGAUCAAUCCAAUCAAAUCAAAGUGUUUAUUGUCAUAUGCACAGUAAGGAAACAUGUUUCCCUGUGCAAUGAAAUUCUUCCU